This is a messenger RNA of Falco peregrinus (peregrine falcon), 4572 nucleotides long. RefSeq names its product melan-A (gene MLANA). The transcript is spliced from 5 exons. Lineage: Eukaryota; Metazoa; Chordata; Aves; Falconiformes; Falconidae. Bases 3878 to 4219 code for a protein of 113 amino acids. Gene Ontology annotation, cellular component: melanosome; trans-Golgi network; endoplasmic reticulum membrane. The record is from RefSeq and is a predicted model, not a curated record.
AUAUACACUUUCAGAAGCUGUGCGUUUUAAACAGAUUGGUUCUUGAAGCUAAGCAUUGCAGGCUAGGCAAUCCCUGAUUGGUGGUUAACUGCCAUCAAUUAACAGCAAGGUGUUACCUUUCCUUGGUGCCAUCCAUGGCGCCAUCCGUCCCCCACUCCCCUGUGCUCUGCAAACACGCCUCAUCAUGUUAAUUGUUGUCUAGACAAGCUCGAGCACAUUCCCCUCAGCUAACUGAUUGCCACGCAUGGUCCUAGUUUCCAGCCCGCUCCUGCAAGGCAGCAGCAAUUUGAGGAAUAACUUCUUUUAAAAAAACCUCCAAAUCAGGCCUAUAGUAAAACUGUUCUGCCCUGGAAGCCUGAUAAUACCUACUUCAAAGUAAAUCCCCAAAUCAUGGAGAGAUGAGGAUCUCUCACCAGCUGAAAGGGGUAUAAUCUCCUUAUUCACUCUUACUGCACUGUUUUACUGCUAAUGUAGAUUUAGCACUGAAACACUCGACAGUUUCCACUGAAAUUCCUGGAAGACUCAAAACUAAAGCUGUUAAUCAGCUGUCAAGGUACUUUGCUCUGUCUGCUCAGAAGCCAGAGAAAAAUAAAAAUUGUCAAUUAAGAGAAACAAAUAAAUUAAUAAGAAUCCCAGAAUCUUGUCCUAGAAAGAUGGACUCACACUGUCAACAGCAUAAAACCAACUGCUAUUCUUGUAAAAAGUCAGCAUGUUAUUUUCAUUUACACUUGAAGCAUUAAUUUCAUACCUGUCAUCAAGAUUCAUGAGAGUGUCCUAGGCUUACCACUGCUUGCUGGCUAUCACAAAAGACCUGGGUUGAUCUGGGGUUUCUCAUAAGUACUCUUCUUCUGAAAUGUUAUCUUUAAAAAGGUAACACCCAUGGAAUCCAUACAUCAGUUCCAGUGACUUUACAAGUCACGGAGUUAGCAGUGCCCUCAGAGAAGUAAGAUUUUGUAAAAAACCCUGAGAUCAGAACCAGGACAUGGCAUUUCACCUUCUCAACCAUCCAAUUCCUUAAUAGCAGCAAUGUGCAUUUACAUAUCAGAUGGCACCACAGAUCCAUGACAAAGUUGUUCUUUUUAUUCCCCUUCCGUGUUAUACUAUUAACAAGAGAUACAUUCAGAACACAGAAUAUUCAAUCAGUUGACAUUUUGCUCCCCCUGCCCCCCAUGAGGCAAGGAUGGGGCAGAGACUGGUUUUGACAUCACAUGGAUUUUCUGUAGGUCUCAGUUCUGAUUCUGACAAGAACAAACAGGACCCUUUAGUUAUCACCGUCCCCCAGAAGUGGAGCUUUUCUUCAAGAAAACACGUGAUCUGACAAUGAGCUCCACAACAUUUUCAGAGUACUGCACAAGGGCUGACAUUUCGCUUGGGAAUGUGAUAGACUGUGAUAGCGUAACUUACUGUUUUACACACACGGGUACCUACAAAAACUUCCCCUGCAUCUCUUUCACCUUUGAAACUCCCAUGGAGUUAAUCUGGGAUAAUAUAGGAGAAACGCUGAGACAUUUGGCCAAAUAAGUAAAUUUAUGCUUCUCACCAAUGUUCAUUCUUUCUCCUUCCUUUAUUUUUCCCUCCAAAAAAGGUGGUGUUUCAAACUUUAGUGGGUCUAGCAAAAACAGUUAGACCCUUGUGGUGUUAAUCACAGAAUGGCUGAGGUUGGAACUCUGCAGGUCAUCUCAUCUAACACCCCUGCUCCAGCAGGGCCCCCAGUUGCUCAGGACUGUGUGCAGACAGCUUUUGAAUAUCUCCAAGGAUGGAGACUCUGCAGCCUCUCUGGACAACCUGUGCCUGGGCUCAGUCACCCUCAUGGCAAGAAAGUGUUUCCUGGUGUUCAGCUGGAGCGUCCCAUGUUUCAGUCCGUGUAUGUUUCAGUCCAUGUCCAUUGCCUCUGGUCCUGUCACGGGGCACCACCAUGGGAAAACGUCCAAACAAAGAUUAGAUUUUUACCAUAAUUAGACAAAACACACAAGCAGAAAAAUGGUUUGGCUCUUCCCAGCCCUGCACUAGCUAAGAAUAUUGAUGUAAGGACUUUUAAUCUGAUUUCCUAAGGAAACGGAUAUUGAUCUAUCACACUGUCUGUUCUUUCCUAUUCACUUUUGAGUCUAUCAAGUCAUUUUCAAUCACAUUUAGAGCCAGCUUCACAGCUUCAAAGAUAAGUGAAAACUUCAAAGUUUGGAGCCCUUCAAACUUAAAAAAUCAGUGGCAGGACAAAGGCACCCAAAUUAACAAUUCAUUGGGACAAAUGACAAGCAGAACAUGGUUAUUUUAUCUUCUUUUUUACUUUCGGCAGUAACUAACACUGCUAGCCGAUCAUAGUAACCAGACCCCCAAAUUAACCCCAGACUGCCAUUUCUUGCCUGCUGUUGUAAAUGGAAUUUCUGUAGCGUGAGGACAGGCAGUUCACACAAAUCCGUAGGAAACCAGGCUUCAUUAGUCCUGCACAGAACUAAACUGUAUUUUCCCUAAUCUAAGACACUUCUAUCAUGGUACAACAACAUCCACCGAUGAGCUCUGUUCCAACUAUGCGAGUUUCCACAGUGUUACAAUGGUGCAAAAAGUGUGCAUAAACAAAGCUAUAGUUGAACACAUAGAAAACCACCAACCCUCUGUCACAACAUAAUUAGCCCUAAAUAGAAACAUGUUUGAAUUUAGAAGCAGUGUGCCCACUCUAGGAGCUUGUACUAAUUAGGCAGGUAAAAUAGUGUUAAGCCAUUUCUCAGAGGGCACGUAAUAAAUGAAAAAAUAAUUUUUUGAGCUGCUUAUUAGGAGGGAAGGAUGCAGACUGUAAGAAGAAUAUGAAAAGUUGUCUCCUUGCCUCUUUCAUGCUAAUUAAUGCAUUCAGAAGCUGUACUGAAAGGAAUUUAAACUCGUGAUAGUCAUAAGAGAACAGAUCAAAGAAGAAAAAAACAGACCAAGUGAAGGGAAAGAAAGCUGCACAUGCCAUUCAGUUAACAGACAGGAUACAGGUCUGAAGGAGGUAAGAGGCCUUUUAUUCUACCCAAGAUUUUCUGUGUUGUUUCAAAAUUAUGCUUCAGAAGAGGCUUGACUGUCUCUAAGCAAACUCUGCAAAUGUUUUGUAUCCUUGGCUAGAAUUCUCUUCAGUGAAGUAAUUGGGUUUUGUACUUUACCUGUGUAAGGCUGGUACAUUAGCUGGAAACUAUCAAGUAGGAUCCGUUGCUGUGCUGUUUAAAUGACAGCACUAUGACUACUUGUGCAUUUCUUCUUUGCUAUAUUUGAUCAAUUAGAUUUUUAACUAUUCACACUGCUUUUAGCUGGAUGAUUAUUCCUUUAAGAAUGCAAAUUAAGAUUAUAAUAUAAAAUUCCCUGCACAUCUAAGUAUAGAUUGUCAGCAGACGUAAAUUAGUAUAACCAUCUGAAAAUCAAUCAGUCUCUGAGAGUUUAGGCUGAUUGAAAACUUGAGCAUUUACAGGAAGUAACAGAAAUAAAGAACAACUACUUUUAAGGACAAUAUUAGUUUUUCUUCUGCAGUUUUUCUUGUGCAGGUAAAUUGCCCUUCUUUCCAUAUUCCUAAGAGAUUUUGCUUCAGAAGUCUGCUGUCACUUAGUACCUAAAGAGACCAUGUUGAAUUCUUCUCUGUUGCACUCAGGUAUAAAUAUCUUGAUGUCAGUGGAGCUAUUCAAAAGUAGGCUAUAGUUAUGGUUUUGAGUUUUGCCUUAAAAUUGGGCAGGUGCAUAUGUAUAUGGAUCUACUCGAUUCUGAAGAUAUCAGAUUGCCCUGACUCCCCCAAAUGCUCCUGUUAAAACAAAUAGGUAAAAAAAAAUUAAAAAUAUAUAUAUUAAAGAUAAAAAAUUAUUUAUUCCACUGAGGCAUUGUAUUCCUAUCCUGUAGGUUUGAGCAGGACCAAGGUCACAAAAUGCCCAGGAGAAACCACCAUGCAGAUGACAACUUUUUCAGAGGGAAAGGACACAGCUAUAUUGCAGCAGAAGAAGCUCUGGGUGUUGGACUCUUCAUUUUGGUCCUGGCAAUUUUACUUAUCUUUGGCUGCUGGUAUUACAAAAGACGUAUUGGCUAUAAAGGUCUGCGGGCAAAGGGCUCUAGUGUGGGUACAAUACGAACCGUCGUAGGUGAAGGAACAAUACUGGACUGCAAAAUGGCUCUGCAGGAGUACAGAAGCUUUAAUUCUGUGGUACCUGAUGCUCCACCAGCUUAUGAAAAAAUUGCUGCAGAUCUGUCACCACCACCUUAUUCACCAUAACACGAAAUCUUAAACUCUGAACAUAUGAUUGGAUUUCUUCAUGCUCCCUCUUAAUUUCCUGUACAUGCUUAACUUUCUCAAAGCUUCAAUAAUUUAACAAAAUCACAUGCUUUCACUAGUAGUUGCUGAAAAUUAUUACUGCUUAGUUUACAGAACUGCUUCUUGAAAUGCCUCAAUAAAUUUGAAUGUGCUUUUGGUUUAAGUUUUUAAUUUCCUGUAGUCAGAUUAAUACACUAUAUUUAAGUCUGGGCAUCUGGCAUCCUUCAUAGCUCUACCAAGAGUAAGUACAUACCAUUGAGUAUCAACCAGAGUAGAAAGUGUUGGCACCUUUGUUUUCAUCUUCCCUUUCUGUA